Geosmithia morbida is the source of this 102-nucleotide messenger RNA. RefSeq lists its product as uncharacterized. The record is from RefSeq and is a predicted model, not a curated record. The coding region runs from base 1 to 102 and encodes 33 amino acids. Lineage: Eukaryota; Fungi; Ascomycota; Sordariomycetes; Hypocreales; Bionectriaceae. The transcript has 3 exons.
AUGAAAGUCUUUAUUCUCAAAACUUACUCGGGACUGAUAGCCUGCCGUGUUGCUAUAACGAUUCACACCGUGCUGGAAUACACUGGUUUUGCAUUCUCUUAA